Brachypodium distachyon (stiff brome) is the source of this 1136-nucleotide messenger RNA. RefSeq names its product peroxisomal membrane protein 11-1. Lineage: Eukaryota; Viridiplantae; Streptophyta; Magnoliopsida; Poales; Poaceae. The record is from RefSeq and is a predicted model, not a curated record. The coding region runs from base 169 to 882 and encodes 237 amino acids. Gene Ontology annotation, cellular component: peroxisomal membrane. The transcript is spliced from 8 exons. Gene Ontology annotation, biological process: peroxisome fission; regulation of peroxisome size.
ACGGCAGCCGAAGAAGGAAGUAGCUUUAGCUUAGCUCCUCCCCAAGGCAGGCAAGGUCGUAUAGCCCUUCCUGCUCUAUCCAUCCCCUCCCUUCGCUUGCGGCUCCAGUUCCAGCUAGCGAGCGCGGCUCCAUUCUACUGCACCAUCCAUAAUAAGCAAAGGGCGACGAUGGGGUCGUUGGAGGCGACGAGAGCGGAGCUGGGGCUGGUGGUGCUUUACCUGAACAAAGCCGAGGCGAGGGACAAGAUCUGCAGGGCGAUUCAGUACGGCUCCAAGUUCAUCAGCAACGGUCAGCCCGGCACCGCCCAGAACGUCGACAGAUCCACCACCUUGGCUCGCAAAGUCUUCCGGCUCCUCAAGUGGGUGAACGAUCUGCAUGCCCUCAUCAGCCCGCCUGCUAAAGGGACCCCUCUCACGCUUGUCUUGCUUGGGAAGUCCAAGAACGCGCUGCUCUCGACGUUCUUGUUCCUGGACCAGUUCGUGUGGGCAGGGAGGUCAGGGAUUUACCAGAACAAGGAGCGCACGGACCAGAUCGCCAGGAUAUCCCUCUACUGCUGGAUGGCUUCCUCUGUCUGUGCAGGUUUAGUUGAGCUGGGCGAGCUCAAGAGGCUGUCGAAGUCGAUGAGGAGGCUCGCGAGGGAGCUCAGGGGUGCCGACAAAUACGAGGAUGAGCAGUACCGGGGCAAGAUGAGGCAGUCGGACGAGCGGCUGCUGGCGCUGGUGAAGGCGGGCAUGGACGUGGUGGUGGCCGUGGGGCUACUGCAGCUGGCGCCCACCAAGGUCACCCCCAGGGUCACCGGGGCCUUCGGCUUCGUCACCUCGCUCAUCUCCUGCUAUCAGCAACUUCCAUCUCGUGCUGCUCCGGCCAAAGUGAAGGCAUGAGGAGAGACGUACGCUGCCUCCUCCGCAUAAUUGAGCAUGGAAUCUGUACUCGAGCAUAGGAUCUGAUGCCUAUGUACUUAGCAUUAUACUAGAAUGAUCGAUGCCGAUUGUCUGUACCUACGGUUUAUACUUUUCACACGGUACAUACGUUACGGACAGUAUUUUUGAACAUAUAUUGGUCACUUGUCCAGACGUGUCUCGACAGCAUACACUAUGUGCCAACAUGGUUUAAAAAUGGAAAUUUUGAACAUAUA